Messenger RNA from Ilyonectria robusta, 159 nucleotides. RefSeq lists its product as uncharacterized. The annotation marks the transcript as partial. Gene Ontology annotation, molecular function: oxidoreductase activity, acting on paired donors, with incorporation or reduction of molecular oxygen; monooxygenase activity; iron ion binding. The record is from RefSeq and is a predicted model, not a curated record. The transcript has a single exon. NCBI's taxonomy places the organism in Eukaryota, Fungi, Ascomycota, Sordariomycetes, Hypocreales, Nectriaceae.
GCCUACGUUGAGAUGAGAGUUAUCUUGGCUCAGGUCAUUUGGAACUUUGAUCUCCGUCUCGCUGAGGAAAGUCACGACUGGCUUGAACGACAGAAGAUAUACAUUCUCUGGGACAAAGGACCGUUGAUGGUUAACCUCGUCCCUAUGAAGCGGGUUUGA